Messenger RNA from Gadus chalcogrammus (walleye pollock), 6765 nucleotides. RefSeq lists its product as uncharacterized. The record is from RefSeq and is a predicted model, not a curated record. Bases 135 to 4652 code for a protein of 1505 amino acids. Gene Ontology annotation, cellular component: nucleus. The transcript has 26 exons. Lineage: Eukaryota; Metazoa; Chordata; Actinopteri; Gadiformes; Gadidae. Gene Ontology annotation, biological process: protein localization to kinetochore; cell division; attachment of spindle microtubules to kinetochore.
GCGGGUUUUUCAAAAACGUUAACGUCAAUGUUGUUCGGCACAGUUAUGGAGUUAUACCAUGAAGGUUCAUUGUGUUGAGUAAAGACAAAGCUCACCUUUUAUUCCGACCCGUUGGAAUUGUUGACAUAUUCAAGAUGGAGUCGCCUGACCCUCUAAAGAAUAUGUCAAAUGUUGGAAAGUCCAGGCGCCGCAUUUCGAUUUUAAAAGCGCCACGGACAUCUGUCGAUUUUGCUGACCCAGAGCUUCUGGAAUCUCCGGUUGAAGUUGCCAUGCCUGUGGAAAAGAGGAAUUCAAGAAGAGUCAGUUUUGCACCUGCAACUGAUGUUCUGCUAUUUUCAAAGGAAAUUAGAAACAGCUCACCGGUCCGAAAACCUCUACAAGACAUAAGUGCCGCAAUUAAUCCUGACAACAGAAACCCUAUAGGUGUCAUUGAAAAGGGGAAACAACCAAUCGCUGACAUGGAGAACUUGUUGUACGCUCCUUUGCAAACUUCCCAACAAAGAAAGGAGGUAUCUAUGGUCAGCCAUGAUGCAGAAGAUCUCUUUGGAGAGAAGACGAUGAUGUUUUCUGCCCAUGAUGCCGAUUUAGAUGUUACACACAGUCACACUGUUGUGAUUACCAAUGAUUCGGACUUGCCCUAUCAAGAUGGUGAGAUGCUCCCUACCUGUGCGAACAUGGAUUUCUUAAUGUCCAUGGACAGGAGGAAAGCUGAGCCAUGUAUAUUGCCUAAAAUCUCAUCCUCGUCAGUGCGCCAUUUUGAUCCAGCAUUUGAAAAACUCCUAGCCAGCUUUUCUAAGCCAAGUUUGCCCAAGGACAAUUCUGUGCUGCACAAAGUGGAACAAAAUGUUCCACUGACAAUAAGUCAGACUGCUGCUAUUGACUCCAAAAGCCUCCAUGCUGUGACUACGAUGACAAAGCAACAGGGAAUGAGUCGGUUUCCUAUCACAGAUCUGUUCAAAAACAGUGAAGACUUUGAACUUGAUAUGGACUUUACAACAUGUCAAACUAGGGUCAUUGAAGCAAAGGAUCUCGAUUUGGGGAAGCCCUCAUAUACUGUUACUGCUGGAGGAUCAGUAAGAGUAAUGGCUGACCACCAACGGGAUAAUGCAUUGAACCUGGUAAAGAUGGCCACUGAUAAUUUUGAGCUUGUUAACAUGGAAAUGACACAAAGCCAGACCGCUGCCAGUGUAAGCCUACAUGGAGUCGAGCCAUUGCAAAUGAGUCAAGAUAUUCUGAAAUCUAGCACAGAGUGGAAUAACCCAUCAGAAGACAAUGACAUGGAAUUUACAACCUGUGCCACUAGAGUCUUUGAAAUGAAAGAUGUCGAUGUACCUGCGAAACGUGGAAGUAUGGCUUUCAUGGCAGCGUUUACAAAAGCAUCUACGCAGAUCACCUUACAGAAUGAAUUUGGCGGGGAAAUGCCUGAGAGCCUUCAUUCAAAUACAUUAUUACACUCUGAGGAAGUCAUGGGUGGAGUGACCAGUAGGCGUGAAGGGUUUGAGCGUUAUAAUUCUGAGUCUGAGACUGUUGCAAUCGAUGCCAAAAACCUUAAUCCGGUCAAGUCUUUGGGGAACAAGCGAAAGAGUUUGGCUUUUGCGGCUACUUGCGGUAAAGUAGAUGAUGUUGCAGAGAAUGGCUAUUGCAAGGAUAAAAUCCAAACCAAUACUGAAACUGACUCGGAGAUGGAGUUCACCAGUUGUCAGACAAGACUAAUCGAGACCAAACAUCUUACUUUUGUGAAGCCAUCACUGAUUUUCCCUGGAGCCAACCAGGAAAAUGCCAGGCAAACCUUGUGUUCUGAGGAUGUGGAGUUGACUAGAAGUACAGGCAUUUCAAAUACACUGUUUCACAGGGGAAGGAAAAGUCUAGCUUUGUUCGACGAAAAAUCGCCUGGCAUGCAUGUUAAUGUGUUUAACAUGAGCUCAUCCGAAUCGGGGAAUCCAGAUGAGAUUGUCAUCGGAGGAAGCCACAGUGUUGCGAUUCAAUCAAAGGAUGUCCAUUGUCCAGAUGAUUCCUCUCAAAACGACUCAAAGGUGACUGGACCACCUGAAGGCUUGUCUCCCAAUCACUCUGAAAGUCGAGAAAACCUUGGUGACCAUCUUAAGAACAGAUCACAUGGAUUGACUGCUUUUGGAGGUAUGAAACUGGCCCAAAAUGGAACUAUUCCUAACUAUACCUCUACCUUUUCUAGAUCCAUGUUUUCAUUAGAUGGCAAAGUCACCAAAGUCUCUGACCUCAACGAUCAAUUGGAUGCAUCACAAAAUCAUGUGGAAUCUACACCACUUUUAGUGAAUAAGAACAGCCCUGGGAAUGCUAAUGCAUUUGGUGCAUCACCAGAAUCAGCAACAAUGCAAAAGAACAAUGGUUCUGACCUCAGCCAAGAAAACUGUUCUUUGUCAUGUGGAUUAGAAAGCGCCCCAUGCAUUACAGCUGCAGUUGAUGGAGUUGACGAUACCUCUUCUACCAAGUCUAGACGAAUGAGUUUGGCGGAUCUACGAUUUAAAAUAAGGCGCAUGAGCUGCCUGCUCAAUGAACCCACAGAGAGGAUAUCUGUGGACGUUUGCGAUGCACCCUUGUCUCAACCCAAAUCGGCCUCAGACGGAAUCUCUGAUAAAACCCCCUUGACUGCCCUACAACAUAAUCCUGAAACACAGACGACAGACAAUGCAGACUAUACACAACCAGAACAGUCCGCUGAAGAGCAACAACCCUGUGUAACUGCUCCUCUGAAGUUGAAUAGAAGAAGCCUCUUAUCCAGACUUAUUUUGCCCAAACGCCCACGCAGCAGUUGCAGGAUGCCUGGGAGAGAACACGAUUACGAAGUAGCCACACAUCAGGUGAGCAGCGGCAUGAGUGACAACAUCGUCGAUGAAGUUCUUCCUAACAUCAGCAGUGAAGAGGAUACGUCUAUGGUCAACGAGAAUCCACAAUCCACCAAUGAAGAUGAUAGUUCACUUCAUGGGCGAUACUUGCAAGGUACGUCGGAGGAAGUAGUAUGGGAACUGUCGCCUGGUCAUCCAAGUGACUCCCAGUGCGAGAAAACUUCACCAGUAGAUGGCGAAGACAUGAUGGCGGCAGAAAAAAGGAGGAGGAUCUCUUCGGAAAGCAACAUAGAAACGCCGAACCAGUCCCCAGAGAAAGGAAAGUGUAUUGGCACAUUACCUUUGACUCCAGCAGUCAUGGCCAAGGCUAAAGAUGUAUCUAACCGUAGCACAUCCCAGCUAAGAUCUGAAACAACAUUUGAAUCAACUUUCAAACAAAGCUUGUUUGAAUCCCAGCUUGAAGGCCAUAUGGACUAUACCAAUGAUUUCCAGAAGAACGUUGCGGAUGAAAGCAUAACGGUAUCUGAGUUCUUUCAACUCCUAAACAUCGAUUUUGUCAUUCACAAUCCUCGACAGAGCAUCCUUCCGGGCAAGCUUGCAUCCCAUCUGGGCCACACGACAGAGAACCUGCUGAAGAACCGGCACAUUCACCAUCCCAAGCAGAUGGUGUAUGAGGCUGAGCACAAGAACCUUGCAGAGAAGGUUGAGAGGUUAAAGGCUCGAAUGAAGGACCAAGCAAGACUUUUACACACUGUCAACCAACCUCUUUGGGAAGAGUUGAAAUGUUUUUCAGAGGAUGAACUGAAAAUAUUUGGUUUGAAGAUGAAGGAGAGAAGUUACUUUUUCCGGAAAAGAAGCAAGGCUCAGUCGCAUGAAAUGAAAGAGGCUCUAUAUUCAAAUCUCCUACAGGCUAAUCUGGAGGAACGGCAGAGGUUGCGAGGGAAGACGGAGGAAGCAGACGGGAUGCUGAAAAGUUUGGACGACUGCAUCCAGGAACUAGAAACAGAACUUGCAGCAGUUGAAGAAAACGGUUCAGGUGACGGCAAACUGACUUUGAAGUCAGGUCAACUAGGAUUGGAGAAAGUCACAAUAGAGAUUGCUGAUAAGGAAAGACAAAUGUGUGAAAUGGAAGUGCAGAAGAAGUGCAACGUGGACCAGGUGAAAAGGCUUCAAGUGGAGAUUCAGGAUUUGAAUGGCCAUUUCUCACUGCUGCACAGGCUGAAUGAGUGGAAGCUGGCAGAGAGAAGGGCCGACUAUGCCGUCUACUCCUUCCUCUAUGGAUCGCUGCUUUUAGAGGUGGUCUUUGAUACAGGCGCCGGUGAAGGACGCGAUGAGAGGAAUAUCUUGGACAUCAAUUUCAAGCUGGAAUUAGAUGAGGAGAAGUCGGAGUGCCAUGCCUGUCUUGUUCACACACUUGUGUCAGACUUCAUCAGCGGACAAAGCCACUGGGUGGGAAAAUAUCUUAGCAGUCGAUGCGUCCCUAAGCUGCUGCAUGACGUGGCCCUGGUGGUGAGCCGCCUCCGGCUGCUGGGCGAGGAGGUGCGGCUCCUGAGGACCUGGGGAUCCUUGAAGUUCAACAUCUCGGACAUCCGCUGUGUGGGCAAGCGCGUUCACAUCGUCUUCAGCAGCCUGGAGGCCAUGGCUGAGUUUGAGUUGUCACUGGCAGUCACGACGGCCUACCCCUGUUCUCCACUCCAAUUGCAGGACUUCAAAAAUCAUAUUGGAUCGACUAGCGUACGCCGCCUUGAAGAAAUUGUGUCAUCAGUAUCUCCAGACAAAAACUACCUGACCAGAAUUGUCAAGGCUAUUCAUGCUGCGGUGCAUUCAUGAAGCUCUACUGCUGGCCUGCUUCCACUCUGGUCAUGCUUCACUGUGGAAUUGUGCAGGUAACUAAAAUAGAUUAGAACAGGGGUCUUCAACGUUUUCCAGGCCAAGGACCCCCAAACUGAUGGUGGGAUGGAGCAGGGACCCCCUACUUAUAUAUUGUGUAAAAUUUUGUUUUCAUUAGUGCUGUCAGUUAAACGCGUUGUUAACGGCGUUAACACAAACCAAUUUUAACGGCGUUCAUUUUUUUUUCUUUGGCUUAAAACAAAGAAUCAGUAUCCUGACUGCUAUGUUCAAGGCAGUAUGUUUGUAUGUUCAUCGUUUAAUUGCUCUAUAGGCUUUUUUUUUUUAUCGUCCUGUUUUGAUCAGUAUAUGCCAAUGUUGUUAUCAAUAAAAAAACCUUUGCACAAGGCAAGCCGAUGCACUUCUCCAUGUUGAUAAGAGCAUUAAAAUGAGAGAAAUUAAUGGGACAAAGAAAUCAAGGGAUAUUUAGCAUAGAAAAUACAUUUGCGAUUAAUCGAGAUUGCUCGUGAUUAAUCGUGAGUUAACUAUGGCAUUAAUCGCGAUUAAAUAUUUUAAUGGCUUGACAUCACUAGUUUUUAUAUUAAACUGGUCCUAUAGUGCCAUGUAUAAAAUUGAUCUUGUUAUUUUGCAUUCAAUACUAAGAUAUUUAAAUAAUACACAGGUUAAUAUAUUCAUGUCUUUUUAAACAUGUGCAAGGUACAGUGAAUAAACAUAACAUAAUAAACUGAUACCUGCCAAGAUCAACAAUGUCUGCCAAUUGCAUGUAAUCAUGCAUAAAAGCAAUUCAAAUGGACAUUUUUAAAACAAAUGUGGAAACGAAAAUUUGUGAUGAUUGUUAGCGUCCUUCUUUGCACUCCGCGAGUAGUCCAGUAACUUAUCAACCACAGCGUGUCCGGUUGCUAAGCGACGUCAACAUCUUUGGUGGACUAUUUCUCUGCUGAUCGCUUAUUUUCCCGAUAAUGACUGGUGGUCUUAUUCUUUACAUUAUACCUUACAUAACGGCACUCUCUCUCCCAACAGUCUUCGCUGCGCAGUCUCAUCCAAAUACAAAUACAUAAAAAUGUCGCAGCCAGUCCAGAUGUGCGCGAGAGACGCUACGUGCUUACCACUUUUGUAAAUGGCCCAUAUAUAGUACAUUCGGAUCGCAUAGGAAUAGAUCUAUUCUGACUAGAAAUCCGAUCACAAGUGUCCAUGCAAACGCGGCUAGUGUGUUGGAUUCAUGUUGAUGUGUAUUUAAAGACAUUUCGAUUUGUGGAAAAAAUUGCGGGGGCAAUUAAAAUAAAAUCUCUAAUCAAUCAAAACGUUCGCGACCCCCCCCUGCAGUACCUCCGUGGACCCCCUGUUGGAGACUUCUGGAUUAGACUGUUAAUGUCUUGUAUGUAGCUUGUGAUUCAACUUCUUUACCUUCUCUCUUGUUAAUAUCUUUUUCUAUAAUAAAAGUUUUUCUCAGCUAUUAGAAAUAUCUGGUUUAUUUUUAACUUUACAAGGAAAUCGAUUACUUAAAACCUUUUUGUCUUAAAUAAUAAGAGAUGGCAGUCCCCACAAAUGAUUGGGAAGGCAUAGCAAAUUAUUAUCAAUGUUGCUCAUGUUUCCUAAAUAAACCUUGCAUCCGAGAAUGUGGUAGUUCUUUGCAUAAGCAUUACUUCAUAGGCUACAUAAAUCAUUUCUCAGCAAAUUCUUAAAUGUCAGACACUCAGACAUCCAUUCCGUAGCCUGAUUUGUGGACCUUCCCCAACUAAAUCGAAUGCAAGAAGGUUCCAAUUUAUAUCUGUAUCCAUGCAAUGUAUGGCCUGUCCUAUUAAUUGUGUUUUUUAAAUACUUUUCAUUAGUAUUGCUUGCUAAGCUUGUAUGCCCUUUAGGGGGCGCCAUAGUGUAAGUAUUUGAGUCAAAUGCUAUAUAAAACGUUUUACCAAUUAAAACAUUUGAUUGUAGCCUAUAUUUUUAGGAAAAUGUACCUAAAAUGGUUAUGAAUGGUUAAGUUGAUUAUCGGUAAAUAGUUAAUCCCCCACUCAUCUAUACAGCUAAAAGUAAAACAAUCGGGUUUUUUUGCACCUUGAUAAUUUCAGAGCCCUCAGUUGAAACUAUAAGGCUAAAU